Solea senegalensis (Senegalese sole) is the source of this 2455-nucleotide messenger RNA. It is a transcript of the gene gpnmb, whose product is annotated as glycoprotein (transmembrane) nmb. Gene Ontology annotation, molecular function: integrin binding. The record is from RefSeq and is a predicted model, not a curated record. Lineage: Eukaryota; Metazoa; Chordata; Actinopteri; Pleuronectiformes; Soleidae. The transcript is spliced from 12 exons. Bases 184 to 2058 code for a protein of 624 amino acids. Gene Ontology annotation, biological process: cell adhesion.
GAUUAAAUUACUGGACAUCAGGACAGGACAGAGGACAGUCGUCCACGAGCUGGACGAACAGACAGAGGGGAACACGCUCCGUGGGUGCAGGAUUUGGAAGUGUGGAAAGACAACGCUGUUUUUUUGUUGUUGUUUUUUUUUUAUUUUGAGAUUUGCAUUUUUACCUCUGCUGAACAGUGGAAAAUGGAAGCCCUGUCGUGUAUUUUUCUUUUGGCCUUUGUCUUCUUUGUUAACCAGGUCGAUGGACGCAGACCAUACAGUGAAAUGUUCCCUCACAAACACGACGUGGCAGGGAAGUUUCCUUUUCCAAUUCCACCAAUCCCUGGCUGGGAUCCAGACACCAACCCAUGGGACGAUUACCUCUACCCACCACUGAACCCCAAACCAAACCAGCUCAUGCACCGGAAAGGUAAACCCAAGGUUCGUCUGACCAGCGACAGUCCGGCUCUGAACGGCUCGUCUAUCUCCUUCACUGCCAAACUGGAGUAUCCUCCGUGCCAGAAGGAGGAUGCAAAUGGGGACCUUGUCUGGGAUGAUCACUGUGAAGAUGGUAUGGAGCUGGAGGCCUCAGCUAACGGACAGGUCCGUUCUGGUUAUGUGUACAACUGGACCUCCUGGUUGGACGACUAUGGCUUCGGAAAGUGCACGGACGCAACAAAAUGCAACGUCUUCCCCGACGGGAAGCCCUUCCCUCAGAGCAACGACUGGAGACGCAAGAGCUACGUCUACGUGUGGCACACGAUGGGCCAGUACUACGAGACAUGCGACGGCUCGUCCUCUACUUUGACCAUCAACACCACCAACAUCCCACUGGGGGCAGAAGUCAUGGAGGUGUUGGUCUACAGGAAACGUGAGCGCAGGAAGUACAGCCCCCUCAGCACAGACAACACUGUCUUCUUCGUCACAGAUAAGAUCCCCGUGGCGGUCACCAUCUCCCAGAAGGCCGCGGUCAACCAGUCAGAGAACGUCUUCUUCCGAGGCGAGGACGUGGUCUUCAAGGUUCAGCUCCACGACCCCAGUGGCUACCUGAAGACCGCCGAGGCCAUCGACUACAUCUGGGACUUCAGAGACGGCAAUCAGCUGGUGACCCACCGCGACGUGACCACGCACACCUACAGCGCUCUGGGGACCAUGACCGUGAAGCUGGUGGUGGAGGCAGCGUUUCCCGCGGAAUGUCCACCAGCUGCUGCCACCACGACUCCAAAGAGCUCCAAGUCAUCACUUCCUACAGAAGCUCCCACUCCUCCACCCAGGACUCAUGCAGCCACGGUCAAGCUGCAGACCACACCAGCUCGACCCAGCACGAGGCAGCCCCUCCCCUCCUCCACUGCCUCACCAGGUUUGCCUACUACGGAGCCCCUCCCCCCUGCCAGCACGCCCUCAGAGUUUGACCCCACCACCCUGCCCUGGCUCCAGGGCACCAGGCGCCUCAACAAUAACCAGUGUUUCCGCUUCGCCUAUGGAGUCUUCAUGGGUAACAUCACUAUUAUCGAGCCAAAGCACAAACUCAACAGCCAACCAAACAGUCGCAUUGUGGACGUGUUGGCUGCCAGAGUGACCAAAACGGACAUCAGCUUCUUGGUGAAAUGUCUGGGCGCCAUCCCAACUUCAGCCUGCACCAUCGUGUCAGACCCCACCUGCACUCACGUGCGUAACAUCAUGUGUGACGACGUGCCGCCAUCCCCAGAAUGCCAAGUGCGCCUGAGGCGAACCUUUCUGGAACCUGGGACUUACUGCGUCAACAUCACCCUGGAGGACUCCAGCAGCCUGGCCCUCGCCAGCACCACCGUCACCAUCAACAAGUCCCAGGAUGCACCUGUCUCCAAGACUUCUCACACCACAGAGGUGGUGCUCUCCUCCAGUGCUGUGCUCGUGGCUGUCUUUGCUUUCCUCGCCUAUCUGAUCUACAAGCGUAACAAGGUUUACCGACCCGUUCGUAGAUCACUAGUGGAGGACGCCUGCAGCCACGCUGGAGACCGCAUGGUCCGCCUGAGGGAGGCACUAUUCCCCCCCUGUGAGGAGAGCCGUCACCUCCUGAUGGAGAGGCGCCCUGUGUAGGCUUCAUGGAGCUACACCAAAGUUCUUCUGCCACAAAGGCCAACAUUACAGAUGAAAAUUAAAAAAAUUAUGACUGAUGAAGUUAUGAUGGCAGGAACAGAUUUGCAUCUAUUGAGAAUUAUUAGCAAUAUAGUACUUAUUUCAUGUCUUUGUUUGUGUUGUCUGCAUGAAAUGGCUAAUGCUACAGCAGAUCAUGAUUGGGAGGCUAUUGGAGGAUAUCAACCGUGAAGUCAGGAAAUUAAUCAAAAGUGCAAAUAUUGUGCCAAGCAUCCCGUAACAAAACCGUACUUUAUGAUCAAAUAAUACUGUGGUCUACAGUUGAGUAUGAAGUCAUUAAAAUAAAAAGCUUUAAAACUUGACACAGUGACCUAAAUAAAGAUUGUGACAUACUAACGGA